Parnassius mnemosyne (clouded apollo) is the source of this 5339-nucleotide messenger RNA. NCBI's taxonomy places the organism in Eukaryota, Metazoa, Arthropoda, Insecta, Lepidoptera, Papilionidae. The record is from the annotation of a GenBank genome assembly.
GGACUAAAACAUGGUAAACUGGUAAACAAUCUUGACGUCUUUUUUCUCAAUUUGCAUUUAAAAGUUGAGUUUCUUGUAUGUUUUUCUCCAUCAGAAUCUACAUUUUCGAACAUGCAGCUAAAGUCUCGACUUUCAAAAGUGCCUAUUGAUAUGUUCUACAUAAAUAAAUAUGAUUUGACUUAGAUUGAAAAAAUCUCCAAACUUACUAAUUAAUCUAAGACAACCCACUGACCUAACUAUUACAUAGAGUUCACAAGAAGGUUUAUAUAUAUUUCAUUUGUAAGUUCUUAGAUUUUUGAAAUGCAAGGUGGAGUGAAAAGACAUAAUUAUAUUAUUAAGAUUGUUUAUCUUUAGUAAAUAACCUAGACCAACAGAGUGUAGGAUUUCUUCUUUAAAUUCUGCACAGUAAUGAAAAUUAAUAAUUUAGUUGAUUGUCCCUAUGGUACAAAACAUCAUCCUUGAUAACAGAUGAUACAUAUGUAAUUAUAAUAAAAUCUCUCACAUAAAAUGUGGGUCUAUACAUCUGCAUCUACCUACAUCCCUUUAGGCUGGCCACGUACAUACGGAAUUCCGUUUCAGAAUCCUGAACGGGUCGGCCACAUACAUAAGGAUUUCCAUUUUGCUGUUUUUCGAACGGAAAACUACCGUACGUAUGUGACAUGAAGUUAUAGAUAAAGAUGGAGACCACACUCCGAAUACCUACUUGAAGCUUAACCUAUGUAUUACUAUCUCGCUCUCUGUGGGCAGGCCCUCCCUUUCUAAGUAGGUAACCUUUAUUUUAUUUUUCCCAGGAUAUCGCUAUAAGUAGUUGAGUUACAUUAAGUGUUUUAUUUAUAAAUAUCUAUAUCUCUGUUUACUACUAAGACCUAGUCUAUAUAGAUUAUAUAUUUUUGUACAAUUUUUUUUGAGAAUUGACUAGUUUUAUGAAGAAAGGUUUUCAUUUCCAUGGGCAGAAACGGUAUUAAAAUAUGACCACGCAUUUCCGUCACAACCCAUAUAAUGCAGAGCCUAUUUAAAAAAUGUGGAAAAUAAAUAUAUCAGAGAAUAUUUUAUAACUACCAUUUCAAUAAUGUAUUUUCUGGUUAUUGUAUACAAUUCCUAAACGGUACCAACGAAAUAUAAAAUUAAAAUUUAUUAUAACCCCGGGUGAUCAAUGAAUUGGGCAAAAUAUACCUGAUUUAUUGUUCAGACAGACUAAAUCUAUUUCUGGACAAUUAUUUAAAAAAAAUAUCACGAGGACUAAAGCAGCGUAGCGGAGCUCCUGCCUUAGCCUUCUGACCUAACCCAUCCGAGUCAGGCUGCUCUGAGCUGAAAUGUGUAUAAUACUAUAUUCCACACAUCCAGUUCAUUUUAAGAAUUAUCUACAAUUCCUAGGAAUUCUAUAUAAUAACGGAUUUCAUAGAUUUCUAGUAACAUGUACUAUAAUAGGAACGAUAAUAUAUUAUUAUUUUGAGUUGUUAUCAGGAAAAUGCCGCUGCCCACCUCCUGUUUCAUUUUCCCUCUGACACCUCUUACAACACCCUCGGAACGAUAUGGGGUAGUGGAUAUUCUCACACCACCACUACAUGGUUUGUUAAAAACCUUAAAAAAAUAAAUAAAAACACUUUCCAUAUUAAUAUUAUUUAUUGAAUUUUUCACACCAUGUGGAUUACUCUGUGGCUUUUUGAAGUCCUUACAGAUAUGAGCAAAGCGCCCUUGAAUAAUAUUUUCAAUUUCUGACUGACCCGUAUACUUUUUAAUAGUGUCCAUUAAAGAAGACCUAUCCUGAAUUUUUUAGUUUGGCGCGCCACUUUUUGCUUAAGAAUCUUAGUUUUCGUCUCAAGUAUUUCUUCUUUAGUACACUUUAUUUUCACUUGCACGUCGUCGUAUUCACUGCUGACCUAAGAAAACAAGAAAACUUUAUGAAAUCAGUAUUUUUAGCAUCGUACAUCGUCGUAGGGGUACAGGGUCGUAGCGUGAUGUUAGAUAGACUUCCUGAAGAAUUGGUUUUAAAAAUGCAAAAAAAUGUUUUCAAAUCAGACUGGUAUAGUUCCAGAGAUUAGAGAACUCUAACAAAAAAAAGAAACAAAUAACUCUUCUACAUCAUAAUGUCAGUACAAAUUUACAUCACUUAAUAGGUAACAUAUAAUACACCGGAGCGCGCCUUCAUGAGCACGCAUAAAUGAAGCAUCAAACAAGAAGCCUUAUGCUUAGUGUCGUAGUAGUUACCACACUGCGAUUGGCACUAAAGAGUUUAAAUAUGUAUGUGUUUUAAGCUAUAUAAUACAUUAUGUAAUGUAAUAUUAAAGUCAUAAUAAAUACAAAUAAAAGGUAUGUAUUUAGUAAUAAAGGAAAAGGACACUUACAGGUACUUUGUUAAGAUUGCAUAAAUUUUCAAGAAUUUUUCGACAUUGUUUUUUACUAGUUUGGUCUUCAAUAUUACAGCCAGUACAUUUCACUUCUGUUUCCUUAAGUGCAGAACUUUACUUUCAUAAAUGUCAGAACUAGUGCUUGGUACAGCCAGAGCAGCUAUUUGCACAAUAGACUCUUCAUGUAAUGCACUUAUUGUCUGCAAAUAACAUAAAAUGUUGCUUUAUAUCAUACAUCUAAACUACUACAUUUCUAAAUACAUAAUUAUUAUAAGCGUUAUUAAAGUAUCAGAAUAAUGAGAAACAAAAACUAAAUAAAAAUAAAUUGUCUACCAAAAGAAUAUAUCAUGUUACUCAUUUUUAAUUUAAUAUUAUGAAAUCCGUCAUUAUAUAGAAUAUAUAGGAAGUGUACAUAAUUCCUAAAUUUCAUGCAUUUCCGGUAACAUUAUAAGAAACAUGUACAUAUAAUUAGUUAAGGUCACACGGAAAGUCUCAGAUACAUCAUCAAUAUGGUCACACUACUUCAGUGCGAUUUGUUUUAAACAAAAAGAAUAAAAUUGUUCAAACUUAAUUCAUUUCAAUGUAAAACUAUUUGAUUUUGACAAAGUUAUAAUUUACUAAUAUGUUUAAAACACUGAUAAAACGUUUCAGCAAAAAAUUAAGUGAAAAUACAAAAAGUAUAUUUACAAGUAUUCAAUGUCAGAAGUCACUAUUUAAACACUUACGUGUGAAAUCUUAUAUCACCUCCUGGACACCAACUACUGUCGCAACCACGUACUACACAAGUUUGCACCAUUUCUUGAAUUAUAACAAUAAUUAACUUUAAAUAUCUCAAACGACGCUGUGAACUGCUAAGUAAACAACUGCCAUAUUUGUCUAAUUUAUGUUGACUUAUAGGGCUAAUGUUGCCAUAUUACCGAAUCCUUAGGAAAUGGGAUUGUAAUACACUGAUUCAUGAACCCAAUAAUGCAUAUGAGACCUUUAGUUUUGGAAUUUUUAAUGUAACUAAUCGUAGAUCAACUAUUUAUUUGUUGGUACAUUAUUUUACAAAGCUUAACUGCUGAUUUAGUUAGUGUGGAAAUUAUUUCUAAAAAUUUACCGGGAGAUUCAAAUAAAAACAUAGCAAUAUUGUGUUCCACACUAAAAAGAGAAGUCAGACCACAGAGAGUGAGAUAAAGAUACGUAGGUAUUUGACUCAAGCUGUUGUUCCAAGUGUGGCCUCCAUCUUUAUCUAUAACUUCAUGGUAUGUGACGGGUCAUAGAUUUUAUAUGGACUUGCUGCGUUUGUAAUCUCGAAGCGGAAUAUUGAAACGAAAUUCCGUAUGUAUGUGGCCGGCCUUAGCCGGGCUUUUGAGUUCUUGAAAUUGUCUUUUAUAACAUUGCUAUUAAUAUUGUAAAAUAAUGUAGAGUAACUUAGAAAGAUUAAAAAUCACAUUUCAGUCAGGCCCAUUAUAGUCACUUUAUUUUAUUUUCAGGUGUACCUCUACAUUACUUUCCAUGUCCUGAGAAAGAUGCAGAAAGGUUUCAUAAUUGGGUAAAGAUUAUUGGAGGUGCUAUUGCGAGUCUGGACAACACCACUAUCCGCAAAACUCAUAGAAUCUGUCGUCAGCACUUUCAGAAAGAGUUUCUUUACCCAAAAAACAGGCUUUGUAAAUUGGCUGUUCCAUCUUUGCUUUUACCCUCUGCAGAUGUAUCAGCACCAAGCCCACCAUCUAUAUCUCAAGGAGCUAUAUUGCAUUGUGAUGUAACAAAACCCAUAACAACUAGAACUAUUGAAUACUUCAAGCCUUCUAGUUCAGUACCCUUUUUGAGACGAAAGCAUUUUGAAAAUAAGGUUAAAAGAUUAGAGCAAACCCUUCGUCAAGUUCUUAAAACCAAACAGAACUUUCGCAAAAGAUAUCUGCUAGCAAAGAAAAUAAGGAAAACAAAUGCUUUCGAAAUUGUGACCAAAAAGAUGUCAUCAGCAGCUAAAUCUUUAUUUUAUAUGCAAGUAAAGGGAACUGGUAAAAAACCUAGAGGAAGGCGUUUUACUCUUAAUGAAAAAAUUUUAGCACUUUCGUUAUAUAAACCAUCACCAAAAGCAUACCGCUUGCUAAGCCAGCUUUGUGUUUUGCCAAGCCGAAGAACACUUCAAAAUAUUUUACAGAAAGUGGAUUUAAAGCCUGGCAUUAACGAAAAAAUAUUUGAACACUUAAAGAAAAAAGUGUCGGAAAUGCCAGACAAACAUAAAUUUUGUUGCAUACUGUUUGAUGAAAUGUCAAUUGCUACUAAUUUAAGUUACGAUAGGGCACACGACAAAAUAAAUGGUUUUGUUGACAAUGGCAGCAAAAGACAACCAAUAUUCGCUGAUCAUGUGCUUGUAUUUAUGGUGAGAGGCAUAGUAAAAAAAUAUAAGCAGCCAAUAGCCUAUAGUUUUUGCUCAGGCACAACAAAGUCGGUAGAUCUGAAAUAUCAAUUAAAAAAUAUAAUAGAAAAAGUCCAAAACACAGGUCUUAAAGUUGUAGCUACAGUGUGUGACCAAGGAGCCACAAACAUCGCUGCAUUAAAUCAGUUGAUGGAAGAAACAAAAGGGAAUUAUUUAAGAAAUGAUGAGGAUUAUGAAGGUGGAUUUUUUGAAGUGGGCAGUGUCAAAAUUAUGCCUAUUUAUGAUCCACCUCAUCUAAUGAAGGGUGUACGUAACAAUUUACUAAAUAAAAAUUUAAAAUAUGUCAUGGAUGGCAAGGUACGUGUGGCUAAAUGGUGUCAUAUAGAAGAUCUUUUUAAAAGAAGCCCUUCAUUCUGGGGUGUAAAGUUGGCUCACAAACUGACAGCUCAACAUGUGGUGCCCUCAAUGAUACCCAAAAUGAGGGUUAAGUAUUGUACACAAGUGUUCAGCACAUCUGUUGGUGUGACACUUGGAUGUCUGGCAGAAAGUGGGUGCUUACCAAAGGAAAGUGUGGACACUGCACAUUUAAUAAUGCUGUUCGACAACCUGUUUGACUCCGUCAAUGC